CCCAUCCGGGCCCAUGGUUCCAGCGACAUACCUAAACGCCAAGUUCCCUUGAGAAGAUCGCCAGGCCGGCCACCAGGGCUUAGAUACGUAACUGAAGAGAUGACGCAUGUCAGUACGUUGACAAUGAUUCGCUGGAAACAAGGGGAGUCAUUGUUGCCUGUUUACCAUUCAAGUCAGUUGACACACCGGUCGCGAAUCGUCCAGUAG
Trichoderma gamsii is the source of this 207-nucleotide messenger RNA. RefSeq lists its product as hypothetical. NCBI's taxonomy places the organism in Eukaryota, Fungi, Ascomycota, Sordariomycetes, Hypocreales, Hypocreaceae. The record is from RefSeq and is a predicted model, not a curated record. The transcript has 2 exons. The annotation marks the transcript as partial.